Messenger RNA from Equus quagga, 727 nucleotides. RefSeq names its product translation initiation factor IF-2-like. NCBI's taxonomy places the organism in Eukaryota, Metazoa, Chordata, Mammalia, Perissodactyla, Equidae. The record is from RefSeq and is a predicted model, not a curated record. Bases 1 to 657 code for a protein of 218 amino acids. The transcript has 2 exons.
AUGGCCCGCCGCGCUCCCGGAGGCCCGCGGCGGGGCGGGGGCGGGGCGCGAGCGCGGGGGCCGGCGGGCCGGGGGCGGGGGCGCUUCCCGUCCGGCCGCUCGUCUCCGCAGACGGCGUGCCCCACUGUGUCCCCGCGGAGCCCCGAGGAGGCCGCUGCCCCAGUGCCCGCAGGAGCCCCCGGCACCCGGCCCUGGCCCGCGGAGACCUCGGGUGCAGGUGUGCGGUCCGGGCGCGGAGGCCGCGGGUGCAGGUGCGCGGUCCGGGCGCGGAGACCGCGGGUGCAGGUGCGCGGUCCGGGCGCGGAGGCCGCGGGUGCAGGUGCGCGGUGUGGACGCGGCGGGCGCGGGUGCAGGUGUGAGGUCUGGGCGCAGAGGCCGCAGGUGCAGGUGUGCGGUGUGGACGCGGCGGGCGCAGAUGCAGGUGCGCGGUGCGGCCGCGGAGGCCUCAGGUGCAAGUGCAGGUGUCCGGUCCGGGCGUGGAGGCCGCGGGCGCAGGUGCAGGUGCGCGGUGCGGGCGGGGUGGCCGUGCCCCUGAGCUGUUGGUGCAUUAGAAGCGUGGCCGGCAGCGUUGGGACCGCAGGGCUCGGUGAUGAAACAGGGUGUGCGCUCACGUGCAGCAGCGUCGGGGGCUCCUCACCGUUCCAGUCUGUAGUGUGACUUCGGGAUGGCACUUCGUUGAGGCCAAAUCUCAGACCUUAUUCCUGCCAUCACUCUUGUCUUCGCUGAG